AACUAGCGGAAACCCGCGAUAUAUCGAGUGUCAACCAACCACAAGGAGAAGAACAGAAAAGCCCUAAUUCUUCGAUUCGCUUUAAAAUAUCGCGAGAAAUCCACCGAUUACCGACACCAUUUCCUCGAAUCUGCAAACUCUGUAAGCCAUUUUCUAUUUCUCGCUGUUUUCUCUCCUAUUUUCUCUUCUAAAAUACUUUGCUGAUUUGAACCCUAAUUUUCUAUUUUAACAAUAUUAAAGCUUGUAAUUCAUGGUUUAUUGAUGCGUAUUGUUAGAAAUCUGACCUGGGUUUCGAUUAGGUUAUGUUUCAUAAGAUCGAAUGAUCCAAUUAUUGAGUAAAAUGAAUUUGUUUAAUGGCUUCUGUUUGGAAGCUGGAAUUGAUUGUGAUUGCUAGUUAUGACGGAUGACUGCAAGUAAAUACUUCACAAAACUAAGGUUGUGUUUGGUAGGUAUAUCUUCUAAAGUACCUAUCCCGUAUUGCCUUUUUAAAUAAGUAAUUUAUAAGCAUAAGCAGUUCUAAUAAGCAAUCCUAGACACACCCUUAGUUGCAAGAAUGUCGAUUAUUAGAGAAGUGUGAAUUAAUAGCUGGGUCAAAAAGUUCUCUUUCUAUCUUUUUAUGGAUGUAUGCUUUCAGUCGGCUGCAAGAAUGCCGAUUAUUAGAGAAGUGUUUGGUACUAUCUAUACACGCGUAAACAAGAUAAGCAAUUUAAAUCCCAAUCCGAACAUAAUAAACUGCUAAUUUAACUUAUACCCAUGGUUGCAAAAGUCGCUAGGCGCUCCCUAGUCGGAUUUGAGAGUACCCAGCCUAGGCGGGGAGUACUCGGGCCUCACCUAGCCUACCUUAAACCAAUGAUAGAAUUAAUCAGUAACCCAUAACUCAGGCCUUCUAAGUUGUCCAGACUUCUUAGAUCUUUAUCCAUGUGUGUCAAAUGUUAUAAACCUCCAAACAUGAGACUUCUCUCAUUUUCUAAUGCGGGGCAGCUUGCUGCAUUAUAUACAGUUUCUUUGUCAUAUUUUUUGAAUCAGUUCGGGGAUUGCUUACUAUGCGCUAACGAUGACAAAACUUUCUUGUUUGCCUAUUAAUGUCAGCUGUGUGGAAUGCAAGGUAUUUCUUCUACAUAAUGGUUCGAGAGAAAGAUGUUUGCUGGGAAUAUGCUGAGAAACUUGAUGGAAAUAAGGUCAAAUGCAAAUUCUGCCUCAGAAUUCUCAACGGUGGUAUAAGCAGAUUAAAACAUCAUCUAUCUCGACUUCCAAGUAAAGGUGUAAAUCCCUGUAGUAAAGUUAGGGAUGAUGUCACUGAUAAAGUUCUCGCCAUUUUAUCAUCGAAAGACGACUGUAAAGAAGUCUCUUUAACAAAAAAGCGAAAACGAGAAGAACCCAGAUCACCUGUUAAUAGAAGUCUGGUAACCCUAGAAACGUCAUCUCCAGUUGCUAAAAUCUUUCCUAAUAUUACCCAAAACACGUCUUCUCAUGUAAGUGAUCAAGAAAAUGCAGAAAGAAGUAUAGCCCUUUUCUUUUUCGAGAACAAAUUGGACUUCAGUGUUGCCCGAUCUCCAUCUUACCAAUUAAUGAUUGAUUCAAUCGCCAAAUGUGGUAAAGGGUUUAACGGGCCCACACCGGAAACUCUGAAAACCAACUGGUUAGAGAUUAUCAAGUCUGAAGUCAGCAUACAGUCUAAAGAAAUCGAGAAAGAAUGGUCAACCACAGGCUGCACGAUAAUUGUGGAAACAUGGACCGACAACAAAUCAAGAGCUUUGAUCAACUUCUUAAUUUCAUCACCAUCGAGCACGUUUUUUCACAAAUCUGUAGACGCGUCUUCUUAUUUCAAGAACACAAAGUUUCUCGCGGAUUUGUUUGAUUCCGUGAUUCAAGAUUUCGGUCCGGAAAACAUCGUGCAGAUUAUUUUGGAUAACGCUCUUAACUGCACAAGUAUAGUGAACCAUAUUUUACAAACAUAUGGAACUAUCUUUGUAUCCCCUUGUGCUUCCCAAUGUUUAAACGCGAUUUUGAAGGAGUUUUCGAAGAUCGAUUGGGUGAAUCGAUGCAUCAUGCAAGCACAAAUGAUUUCAAAGUUCAUAUACAAUAAUUCAUCACUUGUUGAGAUGAUGAAGAAGUUCACAGUAGGUGAGGAAAUCAUCAAAACCGGUAUUACAAAAUACGUUUCUCACUUCUUGUCAUUGCAAUCGAUCUUAAAGCAACGGUCAAGAUUGAAACACAUGUUUAACAGCCCCGAGUUCACUAACAACCCUUGUUACUCAAAUAAACCACAGAGUAUGCCGUGCAUUGGCAUAAUCGAUGAUAACGAGUUCUGGCGGCAAGUGGAAGAAUGUGUGGCGGUUUCCGAUCCGUUUUUAAAGGUGAUGAGGGAGGUUUCAGGUGGAAAACCCGCAGUCGGGUCGGUUUAUGAGUUGAUGACUAAAGCUAAGGAGUCAAUAAGGACGUAUUAUAUUAUGGAUGAUAUUAAAUGCAAGAUUUUCUUUGAUAUUGUGGAUCAGAAAUGGCAAUCUCACCUUCAUUCACCGUUACACUCGGCAGCUGCAUUCUUGAAUCCGAGUAUUCAGUAUAAUCCAGAGAUUAAGUUUCUUGGAUCGAUAAAGGAAGACUUUUUUAGGGUUUUAGAGAAGCUGCUCCCGACUCCUGAACUAAGACGAGAUAUCACCAAUCAAAUUUUGUUGUUUACGCGGGCCACAGGGAUGUUUGGCUGCAAUCUUGCUAAGGAGGCCAUUGAUGCUGUUUCACCUGGAAUCUGGUGGGAACAAUAUGGUGACUCUGCUCCAACUUUACAACGAGUUGCGAUGAGAAUACUGAGUCAGGUGUGUAGCACUUCACCAUUCGAACGACAUUGGAGUAUGUUUCAACAAAUCCACUCUGACAAAAGGAACAAGAUCAAUAAGGAAACAUUGAACGAUAUCGCCUAUGUACAUUACAAUCUAAAGCUAGCAAGUUCGAAAGGGUCAAAGUCAACAGAUAUUGACCCAAUACAACUAGAAGACAUUGAUAUGACUUCACAAUGGGUUGAAGAAACCGAGAAUCCUAGCCCGACUCAGUGGCUUGAUCGGUUCGGUUCAGCUCUUGAUGGCAACGACUUGAAUACCAGACAGUUUAGCAAUUCUAUAUUUGGCCCCAAUGACCACUUGUUUAAUUUGUGAUGUUUAUGAUGUAUGUUAGGACGAUUUGAUUGACAUCACAAAUAUGUAAAUGGUAGCAUAAAUUAUGUAAUUUUAUUAAUUUUAAGUGGAUAAUGUAUAAUGGAGUAAAUUUCACUUUUUGUCCUUUAUGUAUUA
This is a messenger RNA of Helianthus annuus (common sunflower), 3284 nucleotides long. RefSeq lists its product as uncharacterized. Bases 1083 to 3149 code for a protein of 688 amino acids. Lineage: Eukaryota; Viridiplantae; Streptophyta; Magnoliopsida; Asterales; Asteraceae. The transcript has 3 exons. The record is from RefSeq and is a predicted model, not a curated record. Gene Ontology annotation, molecular function: protein dimerization activity; DNA binding.